This is a messenger RNA of Racocetra fulgida, 1158 nucleotides long. The record is from the annotation of a GenBank genome assembly. NCBI's taxonomy places the organism in Eukaryota, Fungi, Glomeromycota, Glomeromycetes, Diversisporales, Gigasporaceae.
GCUGCAUUAAAUGGUUAUGUGAAGACUAUUGAGAUUUUAUUAAAAUAUGGAUCUAACAUCAAUGCUAUUAAUGUAAAAGAUCACACAGAAGUUAUUAGGAUUUUGAUAGAAUAUGGUACUAGUGUUAAUGAUAAUAUUAAUACAUUAUUAUACUGGGCUGCAAAGAGUGGUUACGUCGAGGUUGUUAAUACUUUGAUAAAAUAUGGUGCCAACGUCGAUGCUGUUGAUCAUAAUAAUCAAACAGUAUUACGCUGGGCUGCAGAAAAUAGUUAUGUAAGGAUUGUUAAGACUUUAAUAGAACAUGGGGCUAAUGUCGAUGCUAUCAAUAAUCAUGGUCAAACAGUAUUGCACUGGGCUGCAGAGAAUGGCAAUAUAGAGGUUGUUAAAGCUUUAAUAAAACAUAGAGCUAAUGUCAAUUUUAUCAAUAGUAAUAGUUGUACAGCAUUACAUAUGGCUGCAAGGAAUGGUCACAUAGAAAUUGUUAAGAUAUUGAUAAAACAUGAUGUUAAUAUUAAUACUAUUAAUGAUAAUUAUAGUUCUAUAUCAUUAGUCCUGGCUUCAGAAAAUGGUCAUACGGCACUAUACCGGGCUGCAAGAAAUGGUCACAUGGAGAGUUUUAAGAUUUUGUUAGAACACGGAGCUGAUAUCAAUGCAAUUAAUAAUUUUGGUUAUACAAUAUUACAUUUAGCUGCAAGAAAUGAUGUAUUAAUAUUAUCAUUAACACUAGUACCAUAUUCUAUCAAAAUACUAAAAUACAAUAAAGAAACUUCACGGCAUAAAGAAGCAUUCCUAAAUGUUUUAGGGAUAGAUGAAAAUUUAUGCAAAGUAUAUGGAAAAGUAUAUGGUGGUGUAAAAAAUAAGUUUUUAGUGGAUCACGUAAAGCCCUGGUUAGACUCCUUAAACAAUUACACAACUUGGAAAAUUAUUGAAUAUGAUAACAUACUUCCAAUAUUCAAUAUUUUAGAUGAUGAACUUUGCAUGAAAGUGCUUAAUACUGCUUAUGGCUCAACAUUAUUAUGUGAGGCUGCAUUAAAUGGUUAUGUGAAGACUAUUGAGAUUUUAUUAAAAUAUGGAUCUAACAUCAAUGAUGUGAAGGCCCUCAAUAAAUAUUGUAAAUGCACUUAUUUUGGCUCUUUUAGGCUCACCAUAUUAUUUUAA